UAGGACGGACUGGGAGGGGGGGCCUUCAGCAAACAUCAAUACAAACAAGUGGAGAAACCCGGCAAGGGAGCCCCUCUUCCCUACUGCAGAACGGGGGGGUUCUACCAUUAGCUAAGCUUUGUCAAGAAGAUUUUUUUAUUAGAAUGUUGUAGCGUUGUGGGACGUUUGUAAAAACAUUUUAAGUUAAUAAGGAUUUCUUUGAAGAACCUUCCGUAUGCAUGAAAUGUCAUUCAGUUCUUCCAAGAGAAGGAUUUAGUGCGUCAGGAACAUGUUGAUUCACGGAACAUGCAGAUGGCACGUUUGCAGUAAAACUUUGUCUCUUACUCGUUUACUAGUAGCGGCAGGGAUUUUCGCUAUGCUGGAAAACGACAAAACCUUUGGACUUGCACAUACACAAGAGGAUAUUCUCCAAGGGUUGCUCGAAUAUGAGGUUGUUCACCCCACAAGAGUGGAUCUUGCAGGUCGCUUUGUGUCGAAUUUUGUGUCUCACCGCGUGGCCCGGGUUCAGCGGCGGGACACCUCCAGGACCACUGGGGCUCCCGAGCAGGUCUUCUACCAUCUGCAGUAUGGGGACCAAGACCUAAAUCUCAACUUAACCCUUAACCCUCACCUGCUGGCUCCUGGCUUCCUCACAGAGAGGCGGUACGGUGGCCUGCAAGGGACCAAAAUCCACACUCACAGCCACUCCCUCUGCUACUUCAUUGGGGAGGUGUGGGGUGCCUCCUCUGGGAGGGGCCAUGCGGCCAUCAGCACGUGUGAUGGGCUGACGGGUCUGUUCAAGUUGUCUGAGGAGGAGUUUUUCAUCAGGCCUCUGGAGCAGACGCACAAGGAGGGGCUUCCCCAGGCUCAUGUGGUUUACAGACGACAUGCUGCCCAGCCGUGGAAGGUGUCAGCCCACCCUCUGCCCUCAGGAGGCCUGCUCAAUGGAACAUGUGGCCUAAAAGAUGUUGCCAGGGCCACAGAGCGGGCGGAGCAGCAGCGCGAGCGGUGGGAGAGGCGUCAGCGGCGGCGCAAGAUCCGGACACGCUCCGUCAGCAGGGAGAAAUGGGUGGAGACGCUAGUGGUGGCCGACCCCAAGAUGGUGGAGUACCACGGCAGCCAGAACGUAGAGAGCUACGUGCUGGCCGUCAUGAAUAUCGUGGCAGGACUGUACAGAGAUGCCAGCAUUGGGAACUCGAUCAACAUUGUGGUGGUUCGGCUCAUCCUGCUGGAGAAGGACGAGGAGGACCUGAAGAUCUCUCACCACGCAGACAACAGUCUAAGUAGCUUCUGCAAGUGGCAGAAACGUCUCAACACGAGGGGGGACCAGCACCCAGCUCACCACGAUGUGGCCGUCCUCCUUACUAGGAAGGACAUCUGCGCGGCCAUCAACAAGCCGUGCGAGACGCUGGGCCUGUCCCACAUAUCGGGCAUGUGCCAGGCCCAGCGCAGCUGCAGCAUCAGCGAGGACACAGGGCUGCCGCUCGCCUUCACCGUGGCUCAUGAGCUCGGCCACAACUUUGGGAUUCAGCAUGAUGGCAACGGCAAUGACUGUGAGCCAAUCGGGAAAAGACCUUUCAUCAUGUCUCCACAGCUCCUGUACGGCUCCUCGCCGCCAAACUGGUCUCGCUGCAGCCGCCAGUACAUCACCCGCUUCCUCGACCGGGGCUGGGGCUGGUGCCUGGACGAUGUCCCUGGGCUCAACAACUACACCCUGACGUCUGUCCCCCCUGGCAUGCUGUACAGUGCCUCACACCAGUGCCGACUGCAGUACGGGUCUGGGUCCCUGCUGUGUGACGACGUGGACAAUGUCUGCAGCACGCUGUGGUGCACUGUGGGGGACACCUGCCAUUCCAGGCUGGACGGGGCCGUGGACGGCACCAAGUGCAGGGAGGAUAAGUGGUGCCGCGGCGGGGAAUGCGUGUCAGCAGGGUACUGGCCCGAGGGGGUGGACGGAGGAUGGGGCCCGUGGAGCGAGUGGUCGGCCUGCUCGCGGACCUGCAGCACCGGGGUGCAGGACGCGCACAGGGACUGCGACAGCCCUGCCCCCAAGCAUGGAGGAAGGUAUUGCCUGGGGGAGCGUCGGCGGUACCGGACCUGCAAAGGCAGCCCCUGCCCUGCUGAUGAGCCUCCAUUCAGGCUCGUCCAGUGCAGCCACUUCAACAACGUGCCUUACAAGGGUAAAUUCUACUCCUGGGUGCAUGUGAACAACAGAGUGAAUCCAUGCGAGCUGCACUGCCGACCUCUGAAUGAAUACUUCUCAGAGAAGAUGCUGGACGCGGUGAUCGACGGCACCCAGUGCUACGAGGACAGCUCCAGCCGCGACAUCUGCAUCAACGGCAUCUGUAAGAGCAUGGGAUGCGAUUUCAAGAUAGAUUCGGAGGCGGUGGAAGAUCGCUGUGGUGUCUGUCGUGGCAACGGCUCGACCUGCCAAACUGUGAAAAAGACCUUUGAGGAGAGCGAGGGACGAGGCUAUGUGGAUGUUGGGGUGAUUCCAGAGGGAGCCAGGGACAUCCGCAUAGAGGAGAUGGCCGAGGCAGGAAACUUUCUGGCCUUACGAAGCAACGACCCUGACAAGUACUUCCUGAAUGGUGGCUGGACCAUCCAGUGGAACGGAGACUACAAGGCUGCAGGAACUGUGUUCACCUAUGAGCGGACAGGCCACCUGGAGAACGUCACCGCUCCGGGGCCUACACUGGAACCAGUGUGGAUCCAGCUGCUCUUCCAAGAAACAAACCCCGGAGUGAGCUAUGAGUACACCAUCAGCCGAGAGGCCCUCGCAGGCUCCGACAACAACAUUGUUCCGGAAUUUCAGUGGAAGUAUGGCCCCUGGACCGAGUGCAGCGCCACCUGUGGGACAGGUGUGCGGAGACAGCCGGUUCUCUGCGUGGAGCAGACCUCUGGGACGGUGGAGGAGCAUUUCUGCGAUCUGACGACCCGCCCCGACGACAAGCAGGCUACCUGUAACGAGGGGAUCUGCCCGGCGAUAUGGUGGGUAGGAGAGUGGCACACGUGCUCCGCCAGCUGCGGCCCUUCAGGCCUGGCCAGGAGAGCGGUGCUCUGCAUUCAGAGCGUGGGUCUGGAGGAGCAGAAGGCCCUGCAGCCCUCUGAGUGUCAGCACCUGCCCAGGCCUGAGUCCGUCGCCUCCUGCAACACUCACAUCCCUUGCCCUGCAGACUGGACCACAGGCAGCUGGACGGAGUGCUCCGCGACAUGUGGCGGGGGGGUGCAAAGCCGCACCGUCGCCUGCUCCAGCAACACGGGCAUGACCUGCGAUCCCGGGAAGAAGCCGAAGGCAGAGAUGCCCUGUGAAAUGCUGGACUGCCCGCCAGUGCUGGACGGUUUCGGAAGUGAGUGGUCUGGCAGUGGGUCUUCCAGCAAGGAGGUGUUCAGUGACACCAACUCCAUUCCCAAUGACGACCACAUGCCUGGUUCUGAACAGGGAACCCCCAGGGCCCACCCCGCUAGGCCCGCUGGUGAGAUGAACAACAUAAUUGACGAAGGCUUCUCCCAAUACAACCAUAUAGAUAAUGCUGCUGCUAAUUACGUUAAGAACAACGUACAUAUCGACGACUUUUAUUAUGAUUACAACUUCAUUGGCUUUCACGAAGACUUGUCAGAUGUCUUUGGUGAAGGAGAAGGUCUCGAAAUGGACCGUAACACAGGACCUGCUGGUCCCGGGACUGUCACGACUGUCCACCUGGGGUCUAGCACAAAACCGCCCACUUCAACCUCACGCAAGCCAGCGGCCACCUCUGAAGACGCUCCCUACAUCGUUACCACACCUCACAGCAUCGACAACAAGCGACCCAGGACUACUGCUGUUCGGGAUCUGGAAAAUACUGAGGACCGCGACAGUGUGGAUGGAGAGGAUUCCGAUAACGAAGAGGGAAUCUUGUAUGCAGAAGAGCGUUUUCUGCCUGUGUCUGUCACACCCCCGGUACACAUUUCAAACAUUAGGGUUACAGAGAAAUGGAAGGAAUAUCAUAACAGCCCUGGAAGUGACACAGAGGCCCCAACAGAGGGAGGUCUCACCUCUGCUGAUGUAUUGGGGUCUACAACUGAAAUAGGUGGAGCCAGCAAAGUGAAAGCAGAAGUGGAGGGCAGUGAGGGUGAUGCAGACACUAUAAAUCAUUGGGAUUUUGCUGGUGAUGUUUCCAAGGUUCUUACUGAGGGAGAAAGGAAUGUUGCUGACCAUUUUGACAGUGGGUCUCCGGAGUCCAAUCGGGGGUGGAAUGACGUGGACAACUGGAAAGGAACAGAUCCUGGAGGCCAGGAGGGUUGGGAAAGUACCUCACCAUCACAAGAAGCUCCACCCUCUUCUGCUCCCACUGUGAUUCACAUUGAGACCAACCAGGAUAAUAUACUUUCCAGCAGCAGGCCCACUGCACCGAGCCAAACUCCACCUGCGACUACACCGAAUUACGAUGCUCGAGGCGCAGACUUCACAGUAACACAUUCUCCGGGGAUUUCCGUAGGCGAGGAUGAAUCAGAUCAAUACUACCUAACAGAGUCUGCUGUCGAGUAUGAUGUCGCUGAUGCAUGGCCUCUGGAAGAAGAGCAGCCUGGAAGUUCGCAGCCCAUCCCACGAGAUCUGCUCUACGUGCCGACUGGUUAUUCUGAUCUAGCCGCAGAAAGUGGAGGGAAUCUCCAUCACGCUUCCCCCACAGGAACUGAAAGCGUAUCUCACAAAGAUCUGGAGGAUGUUUCAGAGUCCCCUGUGACUGAGAGCGUGACGACAUCCACUGUCCCCGAGACUGGCGACAUUUUCAGUACCACAACGCCAGACACGACUGUCGUGACUGAACCGACCACUGGCACCAGUACGGAAGCGGAUAGUCAGUCCCACCCAGACCCAGUGGCAGGGGUCUUUCCCACAGCGAUUGGGCCCCCGGGGGGAGCCACAAGCCCGCUUCCCCAUCAAUCCCGCGACGUCACUGGGCCCACUUGGCUGACCCCAUUGCCUUCGCCCCCCCCGCAGGCAGACACCACAGCUUACUGGGCGGCGGGAAAUUGGAGCACUUGCUCCACCACUUGUGGUCUCGGCGCCAUCUGGAGGUCCGUGUGGUGUAGCACAGGACGGAGCUCCGACUGCCUGCCCUCCCUGCGCCCUGUCCCAGCCCGCCGCUGCUAUCUGCGGCCCUGUUCCUCCUGGAGAGUCACCGAAUGGAGCCGGUGCUCCAGGAACUGCAGCCAGGGAGUGAGGCAGCGAGAGGUGCAGUGCUUCAACACGCGCGAUCGCAGACCACUGCGGCCCUUCCACUGCCAGGCUGUUGGGCCCAGGCCACAUUCCCGCGAGGCCUGUAACCCCCACGACUGCGUGGAGUGGUUCACCACCUCUUGGGGUCAGUGCUCAGAGCUGUGCGGCGGGGGCGAGCAGCAGCGCCUGGUCACCUGCCCGGAGCCUGGAAAUUGUGACGAGGCCGUUCAGCCCAACAUCAUCCAAGCGUGCAACAGUCAGCCAUGCGCUCAGUGGGUCACGGGCUCCUGGGGCCAGUGUUCAGCACCUUGCGGGGGUGGGGUGCAGCGGCGUCUUGUAAAGUGUGUCGACAUCCGGAAGGAACAGCGGCAGGGCAGUGUGGAGGAGGAGGAGGAGGAGGAGGAGGAAGAGCCCCCACAGUGCGAACACUCAGCCUGGCCAGAGGACACCCAGAAAUGCAAUGUUCAGGAGUGCAGUGCCAUGCAGCAGCAGACAUGUUUUCGUGACCACUUGACGUUCCGCUUCUGUCAGACGCUAAGCUGGCUGGGUCGCUGCCACCUGCCUACUGUCCGCACACAGUGCUGCAAGACCUGCGGCCAGCUGUCCCGCGGCAACGAGCGCACGUCCCGCCGCUGAUUCGGAGCCGCUGGAGCCACCGCGCUGGCCUUUGUGGACCCAAACCGCAUACAUGCACUCAUGCACACAUACUCAUGCCCUCUCUCUCUCUCUCUCUCUCUCUCUCUCUUUCUCUAUCUCGCUCUCUCUCACUGCCCAGCAGCUGUAGUUUACCCACAAUUCCCUCGGUUACCUGCUGCCCGCGGAGAGUUCUGGCCUGACCCGUUGUUUCUUUCAGUGGUAGAGCACGGUGCGCAGAUCUCCUGCUCAGUGUCAUUCUGUGUUUUUCUCCUAUUCAGAAUCACACAGCGUAGAACUUUUGCCGUAUCGAUCGCUAGUUCACUGCUAAUUCAGCAUCAGCACAGAAGCCCAGCAGUAAGCGACAUGAGUUGUGUAUGCAAUUAAAAUGCAAGCAGGGUAAUUCCAACUGCUAUUUUUAAAAAAAUGUUUAAAGUAGCUGUUGAUUAUAAUCUCUGGAACGAUUCAUGUAAAUUUGCAACUAAUCAAAAUAUCCAUAAAUAUGUAGCAGUGCACAAACAGAGAGUAUUUGGUUGUUUGUGCCGUUUGUUUCUGUUUACGGCAGCCAAUUCUAUGAAUUAUUGGAUGUAACUGGGCUUUGGAACCUACAGUGGGUGGGAUUUCCUUGCCGUGUCAGUUAUUGCCGGCAUUAAUCCAGUGGGAACCAGUAAAGCAAGUAGUGUGGGGCAACCUUAACAGGUCAUCACUGCCAGUGCGUGAUACCUGUGCCCACUGGUCUCAAAGUCAUCUUUACCCUCAUUGUGAGGAAAACAAUCCAAAAAUAUAACAACUUCCGAUGGUGCUGCAGAUGGUGCUAAGGACCCCGAGACGCCUCACAGCUCAGGUGUUGAGGGCCAGUGCAUUUCCUACUUGAAUUGCUGUUUUUAUUUUUGUUUGAUGUGUUUAUUGUUUUGUUUUUCUUUCUGUUUUAUUUUCCCAUACCACUGGCGCUGGUGUCCCAGCAGGUGGCGCUCUCUUCAGGGACACCUAGGUAUUCAGCGACUUCUCCCCAUGUCUGCCAUGGCAGCAGUGAAUGGUUUUACAAAACCGCGGGUUCUGCUGUUGUUAAAUGCUCUCAGAGGCUGAUAUGUAAAAUGGCCUUGUCAUAUUGUAUCUCAUUUUAGUAUCGUCUGAUUUCCAAAACCAGUAUAAAAUUCAUCAGUACCUCAACUUUAAUGUAUAUAACUCAGACAUAUCUAUGCAGUAAUUGUUGCUUAGAAAUAUUUUAGAUUGUUAGACUAUCAGAGUGUGACUUUUCAGAGCAAAAGGUCACGUAUUGGUUAAAGAAAUUACUAUUUUUCAAGUAGCUUAAAAUGUAUCUGGUUCAAAUCCCAGGAUAAACCCACCUGAAGUAUUCUGGACAGAGAACUAAACCUGAAUUUCUCUAGUAACACCUCAAUGAUAUUAUUAUUAUUAUUAUUAUUAUUAUUAUUAUUAUUAUUAUUAAUGCACUCCUUUUUAGGAAAGUAUCCAUAUAUUUUGAACUAAAAUCACACUUUGUAAAAUAAUUACCGAAGAGUAAUUAUGCUCAAUCUAGGCCCUGAUUUUCAGUGUUAAACCACUUAACAUUUCUUAUGAAUAGUUUAGUCAGUCGGUGAUUUUUAAAGUCACUGGUAUUAAUUUGCAUGUGCAGUUAGUGAUCGGCUCUGUUUUUAUUAAAGUCCUUUUAACGAAUCGACACGGAAUGCCAGUGUUAAUACUCUGGCCGACGGGAAUUCCUCCUGACCCCGAUUUUAACACGGUCAUGGAAUAUGGACAGCAGACCCCAGCGGCCUUAAUACGACCGAAAGGUGGAUUCUGCUCAGCACUAAAUAGCGGUUAACUGUGGGCAGGAUCAUCUGUCAGCCAGAAGACAGACGGUCAGCUUGACCAAAGCUGAGCAGGUUGGACACCUUCCCCAGGUGAUCUAUCUUCUCUCCUGAAGGUGCUGCGCUCACACAACCCGCUUAGGUACUUUUCCGGCUAAGGGAAAUGCUCUAAUGCACCGUGGAUCUGCAUGAAUGGUCCCUACACAGUCUGUGAAAUAAUUGUUAUAUUAGUUUGUCUCUUUGGGCAUCGCCUUCAUCUUUGAUUUGCAUAUUCAGUGUCAUUUCGUGGUGUCAUUUUUAUAAUUCCCAGGUUCUGAUUACAUGUAUAAAUUUAACCAUAAACUGCCUAAAAAUACGACUCAGUAUUUCAAUUAUUGUCAUCUUUUUCUGUUUGAUUUUCUAACUUAAUUUGUUUUCUGUAUUUAUAUCAUUAUAAAUAAAAAUGCUUAAAAAGUAAA
This is a messenger RNA of Brienomyrus brachyistius, 8078 nucleotides long. RefSeq names its product A disintegrin and metalloproteinase with thrombospondin motifs 7. The transcript has 24 exons. Gene Ontology annotation, cellular component: extracellular matrix. The coding region runs from base 269 to 5815 and encodes 1848 amino acids. NCBI's taxonomy places the organism in Eukaryota, Metazoa, Chordata, Actinopteri, Osteoglossiformes, Mormyridae. The record is from RefSeq and is a predicted model, not a curated record. Gene Ontology annotation, biological process: proteolysis; extracellular matrix organization. Gene Ontology annotation, molecular function: metalloendopeptidase activity.